GAAAUGUGUGCAAGGGAACUUAGCAACCAUAUUGAAAGAUGGGGAGAAAAAUCAUGGAUGUCAUCGCAGCAAAACAAGUUUUUAUGUAAAAACCGGCUAUACGGCGGUAAAUGUCGGCCUCGAUUUUGUUUUGUGAGUAAUAAUUUUUAUUGAAAACAAUGUGAUACACAGUGAUUUAUAUAAUGAACGUAAAGUUAUAUACUUCAAAUCAGUUAUCGAAACAUUCUAUGCGAAAAAGUUAUAUCAAUCAACUUUUUUACAAGGAUAAAAUAUAGAAGGAAAACUUUUUUCUUCUUAAAAUGCCAUGAAACAUUGUGCCGGUUAUUAUCAAGGAUCAGAUGGAAAUAACUGGCAGCAUAGUCUCCUAGUUCAUAUUAAAAUUCCUGAGAAAUCAGCUGAAAAGUUAAGAAUAACAGACUGGGUCUGUCUUUAAGUGAAGUGGUAAGAUGGUGAUGGCACGUUCGUGUGAUCGUCGUCUUCGAACCAUUUGCAUCGUAGUUCUGGUGACGUACGCUCUAUCGAAUUUUCUUUAUGUAACAUUCAACAGAGAGCCACCCUCCUUGCUUCUGUUAGCAAAUGCCACUUGGUGGAAAGCCAAUAUGCCGCCAUAUAACAUGUCUCUUCUGGCAGACGAUCUGAAGUUUCUUGUUGAUAAACCUGGCUUCAAGUUUUUGAUAAAUAACAAGCGAUGUGAAGGAUCGAAUUCCAUUUUCCUAGUUGUAUUCAUACAUUCAGCUCCAGCCAAUUUUAGAAAUCGACAGGUUAUAAGAGACACCUGGGGACGAGAAGAUAAUUUACCUCAAGACUUGAUUCGUGUAGUUUUUCUUCUGGGCUCAGUUACUGAUCCCUUCAUGCAGCGUAGAAUUAAUCAAGAGAACAAUCUAUAUCAUGACAUUGUGCAAGGGAACUUCUUCGAUAGCUAUCGUAACCUCACUUACAAGCACGUGAUGGGUCUGAAGUGGGUGACUCACUACUGCCGACAAGCUCGUUUUAUCUUCAAAGCGGACGACGACAUUUUUGUCGAUAUUUUCCAACUCACUAAUUUUCUCAAAGAAACCUUUGGACCAACAGGGGGAGUUGCCAACAUCAUGAUGUGCUACGUCUACCGUACUCCUCCCGUAAAACGUAGCCAACGCAGCAAAUGGCGUGUGAGCUUCAAAGAGUAUCCUGGUCGGUACUAUCCGUCUUAUUGUGCAGGGUGGGGCAUUAUUCUAAGUCCAGAUGUGGUAUUUAAGCUGUACCUCCAGUCUUCCAAAAUACCAUACUUUUGGGUGGAUGACGUACAUGUGACGGGCACUUUAGCUGAAUUGGUUGGAGUCUCCCACUUAGACUUUACUGAAAAACUAGAUGUAAAUAAUAUAGACAUUGAAAAAUGGAUUGAUAGUAAAGAUGUUAUGCGGCCUUACUUAUUUGGGACGCCUAAUUCAGACAUGGCAACUAUAUUGACGUUAUGGAAUAGGACAUUACAGUAUUACCAGAGGCCAGCAUUAUCUCAUAGAUAACACAUAUUUAGCUUCUUUUUUUUUUUAUCAUCAGGUCACUCAAUGAAUAUGCCAUCCACAAAUUUCUUCACUGAUUCAUUUUUUUGAAAAAGUCACUGCCAUUACUAAGUGGCAAUAUUAUAAUUAGUUUUAUAAUUAUAACAUUGCAUUUCAUAUUUUAAGUUUUCAUUUCAUGAGAAGAGUGCUUUAAGUUUCUUAAAUUCAUUUUGUUAAUGUUCUGUUCGAUGUGCUGUUGAGAUUUGUAUUUUUUAGCAUAGAUAAUCUUAACUUUCAAAAAUUGUGAUUUAUUACUUUUAAUAUAAAAUCUAAAAAGAUUUAAUCAAACUUUAUUUGAAUGUUCCAUUAAUUUAAAAUGAAUCCACUAGUUUUAUGGUAUAAAUUUUUAUUCUGCAUCAAUAACAAAACCUUAUAUUUUCCAAACUGUCAACACUUUUUUCUGGCACGUAAAACUAUGUCAAAUUUCAUAUGUAUAUUUUUUAAAUUAAUUGCCCGAAUUUUUAGUGUUACAGUAAAAGCUCUUGAAUCUCUAGCUAGUAAUUAGUUGCGCAAGUCGAGAAGUUAAAUUUUAAAGACAUGGACUUUAUUUAAAUACUAUCACAAAUCUAGCUUCUUUUUUUUUAAUCCAAUGGUUAGUGUUUAUCUUUAUAUAUUACCAAUCUAACAUCUUAUUCUUACAACUCGAAAGAAAAUUUGACUGUUUUAUUUAGACAGCUAUUAGCUGUUAAGCUGUUGGCAGCUUUUUUUUUGCGCUUAUUUUGCUUUUGUUGAGAUUGUAAAAUAAAAUUGUGUAAAAGUAAUUAUAAUAUCUGCAGUUACGCUCCAAAAUCAUAAGCUUAAAAGAUAAAUAACAAGAACAAUUUACAUUCUGAUUAUUAUUAAAAUUAUUUUUCUGUUUAAAUAGUUACCAGAAUUACCCAAAGCAAUUAUAUAACUAAACUUUUUCUAUAUAUAUAAUCUCCUAGUUUGGAAAUUUUAUCUGCAAACAUAAAAAUCUGAAAAUCAAAACACAAGUUUUCUCUUAUUAAAUUGACCCUACAAAUUAUGUUAUCUUUUAUUGUGGAAAGAGUGUCUGAAAUUGUCCUCUAAACAAUCUUAAAUUUAUGAGUGAUUAAACUUUUUUUUUGAAAAAAAAAA
Molecule: messenger RNA, 2636 nt
Organism: Parasteatoda tepidariorum (common house spider)
Lineage: Eukaryota; Metazoa; Arthropoda; Arachnida; Araneae; Theridiidae
Product: beta-1,3-galactosyltransferase 5
Biological process (GO): protein O-linked glycosylation
Cellular component (GO): Golgi membrane
Molecular function (GO): hexosyltransferase activity
Source: RefSeq, a predicted model, not a curated record